AUGGCUGCUAUUCAGAGAUUCGUUAAACCACACGAUUUUAUAUGGGAAUGUGCCUAUAUGAGGCUUUAUGGAAAACCAUCUGUAAAGAUGUGGGAGCCAAAAAUCCGCGUCAAACAAAAUACAACAGGCUUAAUGAAUUUGAAAGGAAUUUGUAUUGGAGGAAAGAUAAAAGUUAACAAGACAGAAGAAAGAAUAGACAAAUUUAUUAGAGUACCGAGCAAUGAGUCAGUUUGUGUCAUGUUUCGACCAUAUUUUACUGAACGUAAUCCAUUAGAUGAUUGGGUGACCAAUGGUCAGAAAUAUCUUAUUGAGCCAAUGAUACCAGUAACAUCAGAUCCACCUGUGACUGGAAGAUCAAAUCAUACAUCUACAUUACAUCAAUCAGAAAGCCAGAAUUCCAAUCACACUGUUUAUAUUGGUUUAAUGGUUACUGUUGUCAUCCUAUUUCUUCUUGCCCUGGUUUUUUUCAUUAUUUUCAUGCGUAAACGCAAUUGUACCAAAAAACAUUUUAAGUUUUUUCAAAAGAUUUGUCAAGGACAGGAAGAAGAAGAAACAGAUAUGAUGAGAAAUCAAGUCCAUGACAACAAUUCAGUGAUCAUCACCCCCAUACUUCUUCAACAACCUGAGUUGGUGAAAAAUAUGGUGGAAGCUCAUCUGAAACUGCUGGAAAAACAAGAUGGAAUUAAAGCAAAUCCGACUCCAUUUUUAUGCGAUGAGAAAUCAGCUAAGGUUCAAGAUCUGCCGGAGGUUUCAAUAUGGAUUGACGAACAAAUCAACUUAGCUCUUCAGCACGAUAAUCAUUACUUCAUAAUUUAUGCAUCGGAAAACAUGAAAAUAACUUUCACAGAGCCGGACAUGUUUCACGAGAAUCUUGCAGAUCAGAUUUGUGUGAGAUUUAUCAAAAAAUUGACAGCGCAAAAUUUUGGGAAGAAAGUGGUUGGGGUAUGUUUUGGGAACCCUGAGGACUAUAGUUGUCUCCCUUUUACCAAAUUUCAUAAGAUGUUUUCAGCAGUGAAACAAGAUCGUGAUGGGUCCUGCUGUUCGCCAGUGUCUUUCUCCGGAACUAUAAAUCUGAUCAAACAUCUUCUGUCCUCACAAACUGAAUAUUCGUUUAAUUCUGAGGAAACGCAUCAGCUACGUUCAAUAUUCUUACAGUCACAAUGUUUACCAAGGUCAUUUGAUGCAUUGACAACAGGGUAUGAAUCAGAUUCCGAGUCAUCUCCCUUUAUUCAAGACAAUGCAACAUUUGUAGGUCCCGAUUCAAUCGCUGGGAGUCAGAGUGAUUUUAACGCUGAGAUAAACGGCUUUAACAAACGAGCAGGCUGGCCAGACUUGUGCUGA
Lottia gigantea (owl limpet) is the source of this 1341-nucleotide messenger RNA. RefSeq lists its product as hypothetical. The transcript has 8 exons. Bases 1 to 1341 code for a protein of 446 amino acids. NCBI's taxonomy places the organism in Eukaryota, Metazoa, Mollusca, Gastropoda, Lottiidae. The record is from RefSeq and is a predicted model, not a curated record.